Molecule: messenger RNA, 476 nt
Organism: Cladocopium goreaui
Lineage: Eukaryota; Dinophyceae; Suessiales; Symbiodiniaceae
Source: the annotation of a GenBank genome assembly
CAAGGCAAGAUUUGUGGCUUGGUGGAUUCAACCAGACUUGAGUCCGAUGCUGAAGUCCUGGAUUACGCAAGCCCUUUCCGGCUGUGACGAUUGCAGCCCUCCAGGCGACUUGGAGUCCGGAGUCGGUGCACCUGGCGAUUUUGGAUAUUCCCAAGUUCAGAAGCAGCCUGGGUAUUUGCAUACCUACCGGGACUUGUGUGGCGUGGCUCACGUCAGGUUGCUCGAUGCCCUCACUGCUGGGAUCAGAAAGUACUUGGAACGCAUGUUCGGUGAGUCCCUUCCAAGUGCCCAUGUUUCAGCUGGUUUUCACUAUCCAGUUCGACCACAAUACAGCACCUUGCACUUGCAGAUCAGAGUGAACUCAGGCAAUGUGUGUCCAGGCGAAGGGCGAGGAGUGGAUUUGUUCAGGUUGCACCAUCGGCUCAAGUUGGACCCUACGUGUUUUCAACGAGAUGAUGAGGAGCUCUCAUACGAGG